Messenger RNA from Moneuplotes crassus, 2310 nucleotides. NCBI's taxonomy places the organism in Eukaryota, Ciliophora, Spirotrichea, Euplotida, Euplotidae. The record is from the annotation of a GenBank genome assembly.
UAAAUCCAAUGAGGUCGCUUAUGAAGGGAGGUAUUUGGAAAAAUACCGAAGAUGAAAUUCUUAAAGCAUGUGUGAUGAAGUACGGGCCUAACCAAUGGAGUAGAAUCUCUUCACUGAUUGUUAGGAAGAGUGCCAAGGAGUGUAAGGCUAGAUGGUAUGAGUGGCUCGACCCAAGAAUCAAGAAAACUGAGUGGACCAGAGAGGAAGAAGAGAAAUUACUCUACCUUGCCAAGAUCUUCCCAGCUCAAUGGAGAACAAUCGCUCCCAGAAUUGGAAGAACACCAACACAGUGUAUUGAACAUUAUGAAAGACUUCUCGAUCAGGCUCAAGGGAAAUCAGAGAUGGAUGAAAACGAUCCCAGGAAGCUCAGACCUGGAGAAAUAGAUCCAAAUCCAGAAACAAAACCUGCCAAACCAGAUGCUAUUCAUAUGGAUGAGGAUGAAAAAGAGAUGCUUCAAGAAGCAAGAGCUAGGCUUGCCAAUACCAAAGAAAAACAACUCUCUCAUGCUAAAAGACUCUCUGAGUUACAAAAGAAGAGAGAACUUAAAGUUGCAGGCAUUGAAAUCGAUAUCCGAAGGGAGAUCAAAGGUGUAGACUAUAACCAGGGGGUGCCGUUCGAGCGAAAAGUUCAAACAGGCCGGUAUGAAAUUGAGGAUGAGCUCCUGCCACCCCCUACUAAUGCUGAAAUUGGAACUUAUGUUGAGAAGAGAAGGGAUGAGGAAGAAAAGAAGAGAAAAGAACUCGAUAAAGAUAAGAUGAAGAAAAUGAAGAUUAAGAACUUACCCAAAGCCGUUGAUAUAGUUUCUAAGAUGAAUGAUGCUAACACUCUUGCUUUUAAGACAAAACUUAAUCUUCCUGCUGCUCAGAUUUCAGACCAAGAAAUUGACACUAUUAGUAAAAUGAAUAAAGAAAAAGCAAAUGCUUUGUCUUCAAGCAACAAUGAUUCUACCAAAGCUUUACUUGGAGAAAUGUCUCAGAGAGAACAAACUCCAAUGGCUAUGAGAACUCCUAUGGUCCAAAAUUCCUUAAUGAGCGAGGCUAAAAGAACCCAUGAUAUAAUGAAUGCAGAGACACCUCUAGUGGGAGGAGAGGGUCCACAAGCUGGUGUUGGCUUAAUCACACAAUCACUGAAGAAUACUAUCUCUCAGACUCCAAAUGCGUAUGUUGUUCAAUCAAUGCAGAGGCCAGACUCUAUUCUUAGACCAAAGGAUACGGCUACUCGUAUGCUUCCUCCUGGAGCCAUUACUCCAGCAAGACCUGGUGCUGCCAAACCUGAUGGAGAGACUUAUGAAGCAGAUUCAGCAUGGGAGAGCAACUCUUUGGCUCCUUCAUUAACAGCCAAAGAACAGAAGUACCAGGAGCUCAUGGAAGAAAAAAGAAAUAAGCUUGACCUCUUGAAUUCAUUCAAAUCAAUGCCCAAGCCAAAGAAUCAAUACCAAAUGGAGGUAGAUGAUAUAGAAGAACUUGAUGACUCAGAGCUAGUCCAAAAGCAAGAACAACAAAUUGAAGAUAGAGAGCUCACUAAGAAAAGGUUGGAAGAAGAGGCCUUCAAACGUGAGGUUGAACAGUUUAAAAGACAAAGUCAAGUUAUCCAAAUGGGUCUUCCAAGACCAUCUAUUAUCAACUUCGAAGAGUUUAAAGCCACUAGUAAGCCUUCACAAGCUGAGAGACUUAUCAAUGAUGAAAUGUCUAGAAUAUUGAUUCAUGAUAAUUCAAAAUUUCCUCUUGAGCAAACGAAGCCAGUAAACAGGGUGCUUAAGGAUUACCCAGAAUACUCCUUGCGCGAGCUUGAAAGAGCUAAUCAAUUGAUUCAGGAUGAAAUGGCUCAGCAAGAGGAUUACUCAAAUCAAGAUGAGGUUAUUUCUAACUAUGAAGAUAGAAUUAGUUCAUUAUUGUCAAUGAAGUACACUCCAUCUCUUAAGUCUAUCAAUGAGCUAGCUACUCUAUCUCCUGCUCAACAAAAGGAAACUUUGGAAACAGAUGAAAAAUUUGUAAAGAAGCAGCUGCAAAAAGAGCUGAAGAAGGUUAAAAAGGCUGAGGAUGAGCUAAAGAACAAGUAUACUUCGCUCACAUCCUCUCAGAAAGAACGGUCUGAAAAGAUUCACUCUCUUUACAAAGAGAUUGAAAAGAAGGCUCGUCAGCUUGAGGUGUUCAAAACUAUCCAGACACUUGAAUCCAAAAUCCAAAGAGCUAGAGUAGAAGAGCAGAAUAAAUACCUAAGACAGCAGUUAGCUAAGGAGAAGGACUUGCAGAAUGAGUACUAUAGACUUACUCACAAGUAGAUAAUUCAACGGUGAAUUAAAAGAGGGG